Molecule: messenger RNA, 1507 nt
Organism: Brassica napus (rape)
Lineage: Eukaryota; Viridiplantae; Streptophyta; Magnoliopsida; Brassicales; Brassicaceae
Product: putative FBD-associated F-box protein At5g56430
Exons: 3
Coding region: 242-1468 (408 amino acids)
Molecular function (GO): protein binding
Source: RefSeq, a predicted model, not a curated record
UAAAGUUAUGUGUUGUUAAAAAAACUUCCUGAUUCUUUAUUUUUAAUGGAGUAGAUGACAUUCUUCUGGGCAACCCUUUGGGCCGGCCCAUUUUCUGUUCUGUAAUAACAAAACCGAAAAAUCUUGUUAGGUAAAACUUGGUUUGAUUAGGGUUCUUUUGAAUAUAUAGCUUAUCAUUGUGCCUCAAUAUUGUUCCGUUCACAGAUUUUUAUAGGAGAAGCAUAAUACUAUUUGGUUCAAUAUGGGAAAUAUCAAUGAGUUAUGUGACGAUUUGCUGGUGAAGAUUUUGCUACAAAUCCCGACAGAAGAGGUUGUCGCGACGUCGCUUUUGUCCAGACGAUGGCGUUCCGUCUGGAAACUCGUUCCAAAGCUUGAUUUUCGUGACUAUUCAUACAAAUAUCACGCCACAUCCGCCGUGCCUUCAGAGUUCAUCGACAAGUUCUUGGAGCGAAACGUAGCCCCUGCUCUAGAAACUCUCCAUCUCAACCUUUAUCAUCUCCGAGAUUACUCCCCUGAAUCCUUCGAAAAAUGGGUUAACGUCGCGGUUGCUCGCAACGUUCUCGAUCUUAACCUUCUCUACUGCCUUCACUGCCGUUACCCUAUACGCUUUCCCACGAGCCUGUACACGCACGAAACCCUAGUGGUGUUACGCCUCCGAGGAACGAUCAUCGACGACGUCCCUUCGAAAACACGUCUCCGGAGCCUCAAGACUUUGUCUCUUCGAGAUAUGAGCUUCUCGAGCGAUCAAACCGUUGAUAGGUUUUUGUCUUGCUUCCCUGUUCUCGAAACAUUGGUCGUACGUGGGUGGAUAGCCAGCAACGUGAAGACUUAUUCGAUUUGCGUGCCGUCGCUGCGGAGCUUAGACGUGGAGGAGUUAGUAGGUGGUUAUGCUGAUCCGAGAUAUGAUCAUGGAUACGUGAUCGACGCUCCUCGUUUGAAGUUUUUGCAUAUGGUUGACCAUUUUAGCGGGUUUUGUUCGUUGGUGAACGUCCCUGAGGAACUGGAAGCGGAGAUCCAUCUUAGGUUUUGUGAUUCUGACAAGCUUCUGGGAUCUCUUACCUCAGCGAAACAGCUUUCCUUGUGUUUAAAACCACAAAUGGAUUCAUGUCUAAAAGGCGACUUUGAUCAGCUCGUGUUUCUAGAGCUUUGUGUCAUGUGCUCCUUAGAUUGGUUGAAUGUUAUCCUCAAACAUUCUCCUAAACUCCGAGCUCUCAGGCUCUCGAGAACGAGACACAGCUGCCAGAAUUCUAGAAAUGUCCGAACUAACUGGGAGCGACCGAUUUGUAUUCCUGAAUGUUUGACGUCCAGUCUCGAAACUGUGGAGUGGAUUGCAUAUGAAGGAACAGAAGAAGAGGAAAAUGUGGUGAAGUAUUUGUUAGAGAAUGGGAACCUUUGCUUUAAAAAGCGUUGGCGCAAGGCUGUUUAUGGCAAGUUCAGUUAUGAAAUUCUUAGAUUGGGGCGAGGCUAGCUCAGGCGACGGAGAUACCACCUUUGUGCACUUUUGAAG